AUGUCGACUGUGUACAGUGCGGCACUGAAGCGCGAGGGCGCGGGUAAGAAGCGUGCUGCAGAUGAGGAGGAGGCCAAGGUGCGGCGCAACAAGCAGCGUGUCUUGAUCCUGCCUUCUCGUGGUGUGACUACGCGCAUGCGUCACCUUGUGAACGACAUUGAAGCGCUGCUGCCUCACUCGAAGAAAGACUCGAAGCUAGACUCCAAGUCGGACCUGUCCGUCUUGAAUGAGCUGGCUGAGCUGAAUAACUGCAACAACUGUAUGUACUUUGAAGCACGACGCCACGAGGAUUUGUACUUGUGGCUCUCUAAGACGCCCAAUGGCCCGUCCGCCAAGCUACAGGUGCAAAAUAUUCAUACGAUGGAUGAGCUGAAGAUGACGGGCAACUGCCUCAAGGGCUCGCGCCACAUUCUCAGCUUUGACAAGGGCUUUGAUGCUGAGCCACACUGGCGCUUGAUGCGCGAGUUGCUCACGCAGAUUUUUGCUGUGCCACGCACGGCACGCCGUGCCAAACCGUUCAUUGAUCAUGUGCUGUCGUUUAGUAUUUUGGAUGGAAAGAUUUGGUUCCGUAACUACCAGAUUAUUGAAAAGGACCCAGGCGCUAUGGCGGCGGCCGAGGCGCGUGGCGACGACCCUAAGAAGAUCAAUAAUGAGCCGACGUUGGUCGAGAUUGGCCCUCGCAUGGUCAUGACACCGAUCCGUAUUUUCGAGGGCAGUUUCGGUGGGCCCACGCUGUUCGACAACCCUGAAUAUAUCUCUCCGACGGCGUUGCGACAUGCGAUGCGUCGCGGUAAGGGCGAAGAGUACAAGAAGAAGGUGCUCCAGACCGAGUCGCUGCGUGCCAAGCGCGAGAAGUACAAGGGCGAAGAAAGCGAAUUAAGUCGUGCCAAGGUAUUUUCAUAA
Molecule: messenger RNA, 903 nt
Organism: Malassezia pachydermatis
Lineage: Eukaryota; Fungi; Basidiomycota; Malasseziomycetes; Malasseziales; Malasseziaceae
Product: ribosome biogenesis protein brx1
Exons: 1
Coding region: 1-903 (300 amino acids)
Biological process (GO): rRNA processing; ribosomal large subunit assembly
Cellular component (GO): nucleolus
Molecular function (GO): rRNA binding
Source: RefSeq, a predicted model, not a curated record